AGACGACGAAGGCCGAAAACCUACAGAUGAGGCCAAGUCUUCCGACCGACAUCACAGGCAUCGGCACCACCACCAUCAUCAUCAUCAUUCUAAUCACUCGAGGGAGAGUAAGGGCAGUGGCGAACAUCGUCAUCAUAGUAGUCGACCAGACAGUAACGUAUCGGUAUGGACAGCUUCUGAUCAUUCUAGCACCCGCAUCCCAAAGGGACGGGAUAGCGGGUUCUCCCUUGGAAGUUCGCAUAGUUCAUCAAGCCAGAAGUACCGAGCUCCUGAUGAGCAACUUGCACGUGACAGACGUAGGGAAGAACGACGCGCGGAACGCGAGCUUCACAAUAGGGGGCGAGAGAGUAAGGGAAAGGAACCAGAAGUGCCACCGAGCGCCCGACACUCUUACCGCAGUUCGAGGCAUCACAGUUUACCCUACUCUGAAAGGUCACACUCCGAGAGGUUUUCCGGAAAGGAAGAUAUUCCUUCUCCGAAUAAGAAGUUCCUCGACACUAGAAACGCCGAACCCGCCCCAGCACCGAACUAUGCUCCGCGUCCCAGGGCAAACAGUAGCAACGACAGCUACUUGGCGCCCAGGGACUCGCCAAAAUCAUCGUCCCUCAAACGUUCUGACACCAACAAGUCUUACCGAGACUCGGCAGACAUUUUCCGGACUAAGAGCCACCGAGACGGCGAACAUCGGGACCGUGGCGAAUACCGAAGUCGCGGUGAGUCGCCUAGGCGGCGCAGGACAGAAACGAGGCACGCGACACAUGCGGAAGCAUCCAGUUCGAGGGCCGCCCCGGUGUCGCCCCGAGAUGAGCUCAAAUACUCGUCUAAGCGAGAGGAGAGGCAGAGAGCCCGGGAGGCCGAGGUGAAUAAGAAGUCGACCGGAUUCCGGGCCGCCAUCAAGAAGCUGUUUAGCUAAACGGAUGAUCGAAUAAGGCACCCGCCCGCGAUGAUCACGAAGUGCGAAAAAUAUUGCUGGUUUUGCCUGGAGCUUACGAGAUCACGUUUAACGUUUCCAAUAUUGCUGGAGGGUGACCUUUGUCACGUCGGAUAUUCUGCCGGGUCUCCUCUGUAUUACGUUUACAUGUACGAAAUGAUCCUGUACGAGAUUACGGUUCUUGUGUCUUUUCUCCGUUCCCGGAUAAUGUUCCCUGGGCGAGGAAAACCCGCGAAGACGGGCUUUGAGGGAUGAAGAUUGUCCGUUCCCUCAGCGAAACGAAAUAGGGGCUAUGAGCUGUAAACCAAAAUGGGGUUCUCUCGUUUACGUAUUCGUGUGUCUCGAGUACGCGUGUGUGUAGGACUAUUGGUCUAGAUUAACUACUUUACUUAACGAAUACGAUGUUAGUACGUUCUCCUA
Messenger RNA from Durotheca rogersii, 1351 nucleotides. RefSeq lists its product as uncharacterized. The record is from RefSeq and is a predicted model, not a curated record. The transcript has 2 exons. NCBI's taxonomy places the organism in Eukaryota, Fungi, Ascomycota, Sordariomycetes, Xylariales, Xylariaceae. Bases 27 to 863 code for a protein of 278 amino acids.